UUUUACUGAUACUGCAUUGAGUACUAAUGCAUUCAGAUGUCUUUUAACUGUGAUUUGUUUCUAAAUUAUGUGCAGUUACAUAUACAAUGAUAGAACACCCUUUGAGAAGCUUCCAGAUAAGUAUUUCUGCCCUGUCUGCGGGGCUCCCAAACGGAGAUUCAGGCCAUAUUAAUUUCUUAAUUGUUAUAGCUUCUUCUCACACAGUGAUCUUGUCUUGUCAGGCCCCUCCUUGCCUUGCAUCGCAUGGCCACCUUACGGCGUGAUGAGCUGGGUCAGGAAACCCUUCUCAACCUGCUACUUCGCAAUUACCUUCAUUAUAACUUGUAUGACCAGGCCGAGAAACUGAGGUCAAAGGCCCCACGUUUCGAAGCACAUUCCAAUCAGCAGUUCUGCCGCUACCUGUUCUACUUAGGAAAGAUCAGGACCAUUCAGUUGGAAUAUACUGAUGCCAAAGAAAGCCUUCUGCAAGCUGCUCGAAAAGCUCCUGCUGGAGCAUGGGGUUUUCGAAUCCAAUGCAACAAGUGGGCUGUGAUAGUCCGCUUACUUCUAGGGGAAAUCCCUGAGAAAACUGUUUUUAUGCAGAAAGGCAUGAAGAAGGCUUUGACACCCUAUUUUGAGCUUACAAAUGCUGUGCGAAUUGGAGAUCUGGAGCUGUUUAGGACCGUCGCAGAGAAGUUUGCUGGCACUUUCUUGAAACACUUGUGCUUUCAGGAAAGCGUUACCUGUUGCCAUAGUGCUUGGAGUUGCAGGGCUAGCUGGCUUGUAUUUCUACCUCAACAAUGCCUACUAGUGUGAGCAAGGAGCAUCAUGAGGCUCCUCUUUUCUUCAUUCUGAAACUGGUCGAGUCAAUAUUAGUAUUCAUAAUGUACUGUCAUCUGUAACAACAGAAUAAGUUAAUGUACUUAUGUUUCCAAUUUCAAGUUGUGAGGUUUCUGUUAAA
Molecule: messenger RNA, 940 nt
Organism: Phoenix dactylifera (date palm)
Lineage: Eukaryota; Viridiplantae; Streptophyta; Magnoliopsida; Arecales; Arecaceae
Source: RefSeq, a predicted model, not a curated record